Molecule: messenger RNA, 1487 nt
Organism: Gaeumannomyces tritici R3-111a-1
Lineage: Eukaryota; Fungi; Ascomycota; Sordariomycetes; Magnaporthales; Magnaporthaceae
Exons: 2
Coding region: 297-1421 (374 amino acids)
Biological process (GO): retrograde vesicle-mediated transport, Golgi to endoplasmic reticulum
Cellular component (GO): Golgi apparatus; membrane
Source: RefSeq, a predicted model, not a curated record
ACCCACCACAACCGCCGUUGGAUGGGACCCUGGUUUGUGAGCACCUGAGCCUUCCUGAACGAAGCAAAAAAGGCAAGAGAUGUACAUUGGCCAAGCGCGCGCGGUGCGAUUGAAGCGGUCAUCACGAAGAAGCAUUUGCUCCCCGUCCAAUACACGCCGUGCUUCGCUAGCACGACCUACCUUCCCGCCGACGGGAGCGACCAGCGAAGGCAGCCGUAGGCCUAGCACAGAGGUCAGCUCGGCACCGCGGCCGCAACAGCAGCAGGCUUAGCAGCGGCAUCACAACCCCGGACGCCAUGCCGCCCCGAAUAAAUAUCCCGCCAGUUACCCGCGCCCUGCUCGUCGCGCUCGUGCUGCAGUCGGCCCUGAGUGCCGCGAUCCGCUACCGACAGUGGUCCGCCCACUCCGACAUCGUCAUCCCGUACCUCAACCUGAUCCCGCAGCUGUCGCUCGUCUACCCCUGGACCUUUGUAACCACCACGCUGGUUGAGACCAACCUCGUCACCUUCGCCAUCGCCACCGUCACCCUGUACAAUGGUGGCCGCUACCUGGAGAGGGCCUGGUCCUCGAGGGAGUUUGCCAAGUUCCUCCUCAUCAGCUCUCUCGUCCCCAACUUCCUCUGCUUCGCCGUCAUGUUUACAUUCUUCAUCUUCACCCAGAACGAGCACUGGACUCUCUCGACCAUUGGCGGCACUAUUCCGCUGCAGAUCUCCUUCCUCGUUGCCUUCAGCCAACUGGUCCCGGCCCACACGGUGACUCUAUUCCGGGGCAUCGUGUCCCUGCGCGUGCCCAGAUUCCCCAUCCUAUACGUCGGCGUCAUCACGGUCCUCUCGCUCACGCCAAUGCUCACGAGCGCCUCCUUCUUCCUCACCAUAUUCGGCAUGCUCACGAGCUGGACCUACCUGCGAUUCUACAAGACGGCGUUUCCCGACCUAGACUCGUCGCAGUCGGCGUCCCUCCGCGGCGACGCCAGCGAAACGUUCGCAUUUGCCGAAUUCUUCCCGGGGCCGGCCAAGCCGUUCGUAGCGGGUGUCUCGGUGCAGGUGUUCAACGUCAUGGUCGCCCUGAGGCUCUGCAGCCCCUUCUCGCAGGCCGACGUUGCCGCGUCGCGCGGCGACGGUGGGGCGUUCCUGCAGCGUGGCGCCCCCGGGGGCGCGAGGGCGGAGGCCGAGAGGCGGCGGGCCGUCGCGCUCAAGGCUCUCGACCAAAGGCUCCACGCGGCAACCGCGCACGCCGCCUCGCGGCCGUCCGGCGGAUCGUCUCACCAACAGUCUCAGCCCGCCGCCGUGGCGACCACCGGACCUACUGUGCAGAGCCAGCCCCAACCCAGCGCCCAGACAGCCAUGACGUCUCCGCCGGUGCUUCUGGGCGAAACUAACUACGUGCCCGAGCACGAGUCGUCCGAGAAGCAUGGGCCAUGAGGUCAAUCGGUUCCUCUAGCUGCCUCUUUCUUGGGCCAAAUUCCAUCUUGCCCGCAACCCCCCCCC